GUUUUUGCUCUAGCUAAUUUGUAUAUGUACUCAGGUAUUAAUGGAAAGAGAAUUGAAAUAUAUCUGCAUCCUGGCAUCAAGCAAGCCAUUAGCUUCUUAAGAGAGAAUACAAUUUAAACAAAAUAUUAGAAGUCCAUUGUGAUUUGUUCUAUUUGGCGGUUGCAAAGCCAUUAUCGGUUAACUUUUAAUAAUUAAUUUUUUGGUAAAAUUAUCUCUUGGUUUCUUGAGAGAAUAUCUCUUUUGUUAAAAUUCUAGUUAUGUUUGCAUUCUUGCGAAUCAAGUAAUUGAUAUCUGUGAGUAUUUUACUAUUUGCAAAGCAAACCACGUUUUAAUAAUAAGUUCCUAGUUCCUAAUUCAAAAAGAAAAAGGAUGUUUCUCGGGUUUAAAUUAGAUACCAAAAAAAACACAUAAUCAGUGUUUUCUAUCACAAACAAUAUUGCGUGAUACUAAAAAAAAUAUGGUUUUUUCUUUUGACCUAGCAGUCAUCUUACAAGGAGACACAAAAAGAACGAAGAGGAGAUCGAAGGUAAUAAGAAGAAGAAGACGUAGAGACAUAUGUAAGAGCCAUGAACCGUUACUGGAGAUUCCUUUAGAUCUCGUGAUAGAGAUUUUCACGAGACUCCCUCCCAAAUCUCUAAUGAGGUUCAAAGCAGUCUCAAAGCUCUGGUCAUCCAUUGUUUGUUCCCAAUAUUUCACCAACCUUUCAUCAUCGCCACGUAUAUACAUGUGGUUGGGCUUCGACGAAGAAAAGAUAUUAGUAUCAUCGUCUUCUUCUCCUGACUUGGACAGUUCCUUUGUAAUUGACCAAGAUUUGACAAUCUCAGCGAUGAAAGGCUACUCGGUAUCUCACGUUUAUCGCGGGUUGAUGUGCUUUACAAAUGGCACAAAUGCACAAAUUUUUAACACAACCACUAGGCAACUUGUUGUCUUGCCUGAGAUAGAAGAAUCCAACAUUAUAGCUGAAGAGUACAAGUUUAGGAAGGUCAUAUACCGUAUCGGACACGACCCAGUUCAUGAUCAAUAUAAAGUGGUUUGCAUAGUUUCAACACACAAUGUUCGAAGGAUGGAGCAUUGGGUCUUCACACUAGGAGGAGGUGUGUCUAGACAAUGGAGAAAGAUACCAAGUCCAUGUCCACAACAUAGUCCUUUCACACAAGGAUUGACAAUGAAUGGGCGUAUGUAUUACCUAGGUUUGGUUCCUGAUUUGCUUUCUCCUGUGUUUGUGAGAUUCGAUAUUAGUUCUGAAAAAAUCAGCGUGCUCCAAAAUGUUGAAGAUGCCUUUUGGUGUCGGUAUUAUUAUACUGAGAUUAUAGAAUACGAUGGAAAACUAGCUAUUUUAGAUUAUUCCGAUCUUGUAAAAGACGGUGUGAUGGAACUAUGGGUGAGGGAAGAUGAAGAGAAGAAUAGUUGGUCAAGGAAGACUUUGGUGUUGCAUCCUUCUCAUAUGAAUAUGGUCAAAAUGCAUAUAGUCCACAACAUGAGUUUGAGGGUACAAGGUACAACUAGAAACGGUGACGUUAUCUUGGUUCCUCAACAUAUUACUGGACCCGACGACCAGUUUAUCGUUUUACCUCAAGUUACAACUCUUUUCUACGUGUUUCUUUACAAUCUACAAAAGAAUCAUUUGAGAAAAGUUUACAUAAAAUCCAACCGCUACAACACCAAAAGAUGGGACGUUGUUGGAUUUGACGACAUUGAGAACUUCAUGUCUCUCUAAUUGCUUCUGUGGAUAUAUAUGUUUAUAUGUUUCUGCAAUCAUUUUAUUUAAUUUUGUUUGGAUGUUUUUCUCAACUAUAGUUUUUCUUAUGAAACGCAGCACAUUUUUGUGUCAUUAAUAAAGCGUUAUCGAUGUUUGAUGCUUCUAAGAACAUAUUUAUUCAUAGUUCACAACUUAGGAUAUCUCACAAAACCAAUGAAAACAAUUGUAUUUAAAUGGGAAAAUCCAUAAAUUAAAACACCCCAAUUAAAUUUCAUUUAAGUUUUUUAAUGCCCAAUUUUUUUACUAUGGAGUCUAGUAUUUUUUUUCAUUUUAAUACACCAACUUCUUUUUAAAAGAAAACACUAAGUUUAAAAAUUGUGAUUAUUUUAAUACUCAAAUCAAACCUUAUGAUUGAUCAAGUUUGAUAAUUUAAAAAUAAAAUCUAAACGAUAGUAGAAGUCCAUUCUGACUUAUUUUAUUCAGAGGAUGCAAAGCCAUAAAUCCGGUUAAUUUUUAUUGGAAAAAUUUUUUUAUGCCAAAAAAAUGUCAUUGCUCAGGAACCCCGCCAAACGACUCCCACCGUGAAGGACACCGGGAAGACGGGCGAUCAAGCACACCUUGUUGAGGGAAAGUUUCACGUCUGGCCUGCUUCCGUGAGAUGAGAUUCCCACCUGAAAGUUGAUCAAGCCAUCAUCAAACAACAAGAUGGAGUGUGCUCCAAGAAACACAUUGUAUUUUCACUAUCGUUCAAUCAUGGACAAUAAAUUAAUCAAACAAAUUUAAUACCACAUGAAAACAAAUCAGUCAAUGCGUAAGGAAGAGGAAUCUAUUUUCAUCAAUAAAUCAUGAGCAAUUAAUUACUUCAAAGUUUCAAAAACGAUUCAUAGAACUCAUACAGAUCAGAUCAUCAUCAUCAUCAUCAGAUUCCUAACUAAGCAGCUACACUAACUACACUGCACACCUCUCUCAUAUACACGAGACAUGGUUCACAUAAGUAUCUUCUCUUCUGAGAGUGGCCAAACGCUCCAAUCACCACCUGCUAUCGCUGGAUCGAGCUCAAGCUUGCUCUCGGUAACCCGCUCGGCCAAGUAGCUAUUGAUCAAAUGUAUUAUCAAGUAUCUAUUAUUUUUUUAUUAGAAGACUAUGUUUCAAACUAAAAUUAAAAUUUUAAAUGAAGAGGAAGCCAAUCUAGUUUCUUAUGUGUUUUUCUUGUGCAUUUGAUUUCUCUUGUUUGUCUCUAAAGUAUUCUUUCAUUUCGUUAACAUUAGUUUUCGCAUCUUCAUUUUAAAGAGUUAUUAUAUAAAAAAUGUUAGGCCUUCAAACUGUAAGAAAGAUAUCAAAUUUAGAAUAUUUUAUGGUUUAAAUUUUAGGACUAGCCUUGUUUUUGAUAUUAUCUUGUUACACAUCCAUAUAUCUGAAAACAAUAGUUAUUAACUAGACAAAUUCAGUUGUAAGCUAUGAAUUUUCAUAAGCCAAAAAUUCAAUUUCGUUUGGAAGUGGAAACCACGAAGAUUAAUUACAUGGAGAAGUCAAUUAGACAUAGUUGAAAUUAACUAUCCUUAAAGUGAUAAAAUAAAAAUCUUUUGCCAGUCUAUACAUCAUAUAGUCCUAACAAUCAGUUAAGAGAAAAUUAAUCCUAACAAUUAAUAUAACCGUACCAAACUCAAUAAACCUUAAAGCUUGAAUUACUUCUUAUUAUAUGAGACUUGACUUCUUCACAUUUUGGAAUACAAUUUCAUAAAUUAUUCUAGAUAGUUUUAUAAUUGAGAUACUUUUUUUUAUAUAUAUCUAACUACAUCAAUUUCAUACAAAAGACUUAAACCCAGGUCAUUUAGGUUUUUCACCAGAUAAAUAGCCAAUCAAAUGAAAAAAAAUGUUAAUGCUUUUAGAAUCCUAAUCAUGAACUCACAUAUAACAAAUGUUAAUGAUAAGUCAUAACAAUAAAAAGAAAUUUCAUAGAAAUUAAGAUCAAUCCUUAAUUUCAUGUAAUAGUCUGACUUUUGACACACUUAUUCUAUUACUCUGUACUAUCUUAUUAACAAAGAACACGUGCCCAUCAUUACUAUUUUAUGUUUCUGACAUUUGCACCUUGCAGCAGUUUCAACAACAUUCCCUUAUAAAUCCAUAAACUAUCUUCCUUUGUUUCUUCAUCUCUUCUUCCUUCUCUUUCUCUUUCGACUUUCAGCUUGUCUACAUCUUUGUUUACCGAAAAAAUCAGAGAUUUUAAGCCAUGAUAAUUGUGUAUUUCUCGCUACCAUUAGUUAUCCCUUGAUGUCGACCCAUGUAGAAGCAUCCUACACAACCAGCGAUGACUUUACGUCAUAUUCAUGUUGUUCCUAGCCAUCGCUGGUUGUGUAGGAUGUUUCUACCGUUAUUCAUCUUUAUGUAGUUGGAGGUGGAGGAGGGACAGAGGAGUCUGAGGUUUUCGACCUAAAGUCUCAGACUUGGAAUCCAUUGCCUAGCCUUAGUGAAGACAACGACUACCCUGAGGUUCAGCUUCGUAGAGGAGAGCUAUUGGCCACCACAAGUAAUCAUAAAAAGUAUGUGUUUGACCCCAAACAAGGAACAUGGAAGGAACAUCCAGGGUUUUCUUAUACUAGGAAUGGACCUUGGUGCGUUAUAGACAAUGUAAAGUUUAGUGUUUUUAAAGCAAGCUUAUGUGGUAUGAGUGUGGACACUGGUUCAGUGUUAAGGGUUUGAAAGAUGUGUGUACCAAGCCUCAUGUUAACCACCAUACAACAAUUCUGUUAGCUAACCAUGGUUGUGGAAGUAUCCUAGUUUUAUGGGACGAGCUACAUUCACUCGAGUUUCAGUGGCCGGGAAAAUGCGGAAACAUGUCUGCAAAAACAAGAGAAUUGGUGUGCGGUGAUCAAGUUGAAGAAGUGCUUCUUCGGAUUACAGUUAGAGAUUUGGGAGAGGUUGUAAGUUUGAAUGCUGUGCUUACAGUCCCCAGAUCAUUUAAGUUAUUAAGCUGUAUUACCCUUUAAUUUACUUUCAUCUUUUUGUUUACAUUGGUUUUAUAGUGAAUUUUGGAUAUUUUAUUACGUAGUAGAUAGGCCUUACGUGCCUUCUUUCAGUAUGUUCAUGGACAUAAUAUUUCCGUAGCCAAAGGCUUUCUUGAUAACCAAGCAAAUUAGGUACUUAAUAGCAUAUGGACAAGUACAGGUUACACUUGGAUAUACAAACUAGCAUAGACCUUUUUAACAUGUUGACUUUUUCUACAUUUAAAUAACUCAAACCUCUUAACUUGGAUAGACAAGGCUUUGUGAUGUUUGACGGCUAGGUUGUUCUCCUCUGUAUCUGGAAUAGGCUCCUAGACAAAUUCUUGAGCCAAAAAAAGAAAUUUCCUGGUAACAAUAAAAAGAAGAGUGAUGUUGGGGGAAAUAAUGUGAGAAGAGUUAACUUGGAGCAGGAGGUUAAAAUUGAUCAUACCUUAACUGAGGUGUCUAUUCUAUUAAAACUAAAUUACAAAAUAAUACUUAUUUUUAUUUCGUUUUUACAGAUUUUUUUAACUAAUUCUAACUACUUCAUUUGUUGUCUUUUAUAAUUAAAUUGAUAGCAUUUAUUACAAAGUAUAAAGCAUAACUUACUUAUCUUUAAGUGCGCAUUUUCCUUUUUUUUUUUUUUUUUUCCCAAAUUGUUUUUAUUAAUAGAUGGGCCAAGCCCAGGGCCGAAGCCCAAAGAUAACAGAAUUUAAACAAAACCCACGAAACGGGCCAGAAGACAUAAACAAACAAUGGGCCAAGCCCAGGAAAUACACGACGGCCACACGGCCAAACAACUAGAAACCGGGCCGUUCGCCCUAGACACUACCGCCGGAGCUCCGAACCUGCAGAGCCUCCGCACGUACACACACGUUCACCGCCGUACUGUCUUCACGCCGGAGGGUUCAUCAGAUAACCGAGAACGCCUCCGACUUUGGACCACCAGAAACGCUGGACAGUCGAACCGAGAACCGCAUAAACUUCUUCUAAAAACUUCAUCGCCGUCGCCGGAGAGCUUAAACUGAUAUCUCAUCGUCGGCGACCCACGAACCCCUCACAGAUUACAAGAACCAAACCGCCUCUACUAACCUCGAUCUAAUCUACUCCGCAAAGUCUUCACGCCAGAGAAUUUCACCGCCACAUCACGGCUUCUCCGACUUUGAACCACCUCAAACACUGGACAUGCGAAACGAGAACCACCACUUUCUCCCUUUAAACCCUCGUCACCACCACCGGAGGGCUUCAUCGACUACCGAGAAAGCCAACCGCCGUGACCCAAACUCUAACUUUAACCCUAGAAAAAACCCGAUCCAAAAUCAGAUCACAAACCGCUCCAGAAAAGUCCAAAGACCUGGACCCACUUUAGCCGACAGCGCAAGACAUAGGGAGUCUUCACCCUCCGGCGACAAACUCGGCGACGGCGAAGCUGGCAAAGCCUUCGUCUCCCGAUAACAGAACCGACGUCGACGAGGCUGACUCAGCCUCCGUCUCUCGGAGAUAAACCACAAACUGGACAAAACGGACAGCUUCCCCGCGCCAACCUCAACGUGACCGCGCCGUUACUCCAGAACGAGAACCACCGUGGGUGCUUGUUUCAGAGCUAAGGCAAGGCGGAGAGGAGAGGAGGCGAGCUAGAAACGAGAACCACGAGCUUGAUUGGUCACACAAAGGAGCUCCGGCGACGGCACGCACGCUCACGCGCCGUCCGUCGCCGGAAAAAAACUAGAUCUACUUUAUCUCUCCUUCAGUCGUGAAAGCGUUUUUUGUAUUAUCAAGAAUUAUUUUUUUCCUUUUUCCUUUUUCUAACUAUUUCAUUAAUUGUAUUAUCAAGAAUUAUUUUCCUUUUUCUAUUUCUAACUAUUUCAUUAAUUGUAUUAUCAAGAAUUAUUUUUUUGGAGACUAUGUUUUAGACUAUAAUUAAAAUUAUAAUUGAAGAGGAUUACAAUCUAGUUUCUUGAUGUGAAGAUUGUGCAUAUGAUUUAUCUUGUUUGCCUCUCAUAUUAUUCUUUCAUGUUUAUUAAACAUUCAUCUUCUCAUCUUCAUUUUAAAACUUAUCAUAUAUAAAUGUUAUGCCUUCAAAUUGUAAGGAAAAAAAUUUAAAAUUUACUUAAAAAUAUUUAUGGAUUUUAAAUUUUAAGACCGGCCAUGUUUUCGAUAUCCAAAAACAAUAGUUAUUAACAAGACCCCAAAACUCGGUAAGUUAGUUUGAAAGUGGAAACCACGAAGCUUAUAUGGAGAAGUCAAUUAGACAUGGUGGAAAAUAAACUAUAUUUAAGUAAUGCCAGCCUAUACAUAUGAAAUAAUCAUACAAUAUAGUCGUAACAAUCAGUUUCAAAAAAAAGUCCUAACAAAUAAUACAACUGUACCAAACUCAAUAAAUUUUAAAGCAAUUGACUUGUUAUAUGAGACACUUGACUUCUUCACAUUUUGGCAUAUAGUUUCAGAAACUAUUUUAAAAUUAGUUCAGAAAUUAUUCUAAAUAAUUUUAAAAUCAAGAUACUUUUUUAUAUCUAACUAUAUCAAUUUCAUACAAUAGAAUUAAACUCCAGUUAAGGUUUUUUCACUAGAUAAUAACCAACCAAAUGAACAAAUGUUAAUACUUAAAAAAAUCCUAAGAUUCUCAUGGACUCAAAUAUAACAAAUGUUAAUGAUUAAGUCAAAACAAUAAAAUGACUUUCAUAGAAUUUAGAUCAAUCUUUAAUUUCAUGUGCUCAUCUGACUUUUGAUGCACAUAUUAUGUAACUCUGUACUAUCUUAUUAACAAAGAACACUUGCCAGUCAUUACUAUUUUAUGUUUCGUCUGACAUUUGCAGUUUCCAACAGCUUCAACAACAUUCCCUUAUAAAUCCAUAAACUCACUUCCUUUGUUUAACUACAAAACCAGAGAUUUUUAAGCCAUGAUCAUUGUGUAUUUCUCGCUACCAUUGUUCAUAUUCAUGGUGUUUCUAGCCGUUGCUGGUUGUGUAGGAUGCUUCUACAUGGGUCGACAUCAAGGGAUAACUAAUGUUGGUGGACCAGCAAUGCCUACGGCUUACCCGACUGCACAACAAGCUAACCAAGGUUACAAUACCGGAGCUCAGCCUUACCCUCCAUCUUCGUAUGCUGUCUAGUCAUAUUGUGUUCCAUGGCUGUUAUAAAGUUACCCAAGACCCAAAUUGUUGUCUUUA
Brassica rapa (field mustard) is the source of this 7850-nucleotide messenger RNA. Its product is annotated as F-box/kelch-repeat protein At4g19930-like. The record is from RefSeq and is a predicted model, not a curated record. NCBI's taxonomy places the organism in Eukaryota, Viridiplantae, Streptophyta, Magnoliopsida, Brassicales, Brassicaceae. Gene Ontology annotation, molecular function: protein binding.